AUGAGUCUUCGACCGAAACAAAAAUCGUCGUCAACGUCGAGCUUCCUGAAGUCACACAAGUUCUCGUUGACAUCCCAUAUCUUACGGUAAUUCUUUUAUUUUUUUCCCACUCUCCUGCGUUUCCUUCUCUCUUUUAAUUAAACCAUCGUAAAUCAUGUUUUGCUCUAAAGGAAGGCGAAAAAGCGCGAGAAUAUGGAUAGUGCCGAGCGUCGCCGAUCCGAGACCGACAUUGGUGGUGGUCCGAGGAAUAGUGCGGAUGCGCGUCCGAGCCUCGAUCUCUCCUCCGAUCCGAUGCUCGAGUCGAAUCUUGCGCUCCGUAAGCUCUCCGAAGCUUUCGGUAAGUUUCGAUUUCAGCACCUCGUAAAACCUUUGUACAUAUUCUGACAUUUUAUUGCGCACUAUAAAGUGCAGUUUUCUCUCCAGCCCGUUUUCUCGUUCCAAUCCUAUAAAACUUUGAUAGUUCAAUCAUCCAAGGACAUCUGAGGUUCCCGUUUACGCCCACUCUCUUGACGUCAAGCCAAAACAGUAGUCGCCUCCAGAAACUUAAUGAAAUGUUCAUGUGACGCCGCGACUUAUUUGGUUUGGCUUGCUCAUCUCAUCUCGUCUCAUUUUGCACCCACACAAACACACAGACCAGCGCAAUUUGAACUUUGAAAAUCGGAAAUGGCGCGAGAGACAAGACUAGCCAAGGAGACAAUCUAAUUGACAAAAACCAGUUCGUGUUUGUCAUUGAUCUUUCAAUUGAAUAGUUUGGUGAAUUUCAAAAUUUCAAUCCGACUAUGUUGUGUAUGAUUCAAAACGUCACUUUCUUGUUAUUUUUCACAGGACAAGUAUGUUUUCAAUCCAUGAUCCAAUAGGGGAAAACACUCUAAUGUAGUUGUGAUUGUUUCGCCAAACAUCACAUAAUUUUCAUUCCUUUCUUUCACAAAUUGACACGGUAGAUUACAAAUCGCAAAAACUUUUGAGUCUUGAAAAGAGGUGUGGUGAAUCAGGGAAAGAAAGGAAUUGAAAUUGGAAUGGGUGAGUGGGUGAGGGGAGGGGUAUGCGUUGAUGAGGAGUGAAACGGAGCCGGGGCCACUGGUUCCAACCCCAACGCAAAUUGUUAUAUUUUUCAUGUGGAGAACGACGCCCAUCAGGCGCGCCUUUUCAUUUGACAGCCCCUAGUCCAAGCUAGCUGUUAGACGUCGUUUGCUUUGGACUCAUUUGAGAAGGAAGCCGAGAGAGAGAGAAAGAGAUUCUCUCUUUUUUCGUCUCCCUUUCCUCCACGACAUUAACUCAUUUAUCCUAUCAUCUGGUGCUGCGCGACGGCCACCAAGAGCCCUCUCAACUUAUUUCAUCAGCUAGAACAUCAUAUGGACGUGCCUCAGACACAGUCCCUGUCCGCCGCCGCGCUUAUCAGCCCCGUCAAGAACAGUUCGGCUGGUGGUGGUGGGCACGGACAACAGUUGUGCAUCCGAAAGUCCAUCUCAAACCCCUCAAGUCUCAGAAUCCAUUCGGCUUCUUCGGACAGUUUUAUUCACUUUCCGAGAUUCGAAUUCUCGCAUCAUUUAUCUAUUCGACCCCUACUAAAAAGGUUACAUGAACAAGGUAAGAACUUUGGUUUUGAACAAAGUAUGCAAAAAAGAAGAACUAAUAAACUAUGAAAACUUGAGCGACUUACAAGGUUUACAAGGACCUACUGCACAAAAGCCUCUUCGCCAGCCCUUUCUUGUAUGUAUUUGUCCUAUGACCAGAAAUGGGAGGGCGGUUGGGAGGAGGGCAGGACAAUAUGUGUCAGUGUUUCUUGAUAAAACAUUUUAUUCAUUCUUCCAUCCCUUUUCAACAUGAAACGCGCUUCUUCAGUUGUCAAAAGUGUGAGACGUCGAAUUUGUAAGGUUUAUUUAUGUUUUUCUUUUCUGACCGGAAAUGUGAGCCAAAUGACCUCACGACACGGAAGCCAAAUGGUCUUCUUUUGAGAAGUUGACAAUAGAGGGGCGAAAAAAAUGAAAUGGUGUGGGAUGUUAUAAUUGCGCGUGAAAAUGGGGAAAAGAGCAAAACUCAGGAGUUGGGCGACUUCAUUCAUUCUCAUUCCCUUUUCUCGCCCCAUGUUUGUCUUCAUUUCAGCUCAACGAAUCGAGGGCAAAGCAUUCGUUCGUCGUGGAGCGCUUCGGCAGAAGAACGUGCAUGAAAUCAAGUGAGUUUGUUGAAAACGUUUCGCUUUCGAUUCAUUUCCUUCAUUUCUCGUUCAUUUCCGCUGCAAGAAGAGAGAGAGAGGAGAAAAAACAAUUUUGCCCUCUCUAGACGACAACGUUUCCAACUUUUUAAAUUACACCCUAGAACGUUAUCAGAUCGCACAAGUUCAUUGCACGAUUCUUCAAGCAGCCGACUUUCUGCUCGCACUGCAAAGACUUUUUGUGGGGUAUCACCAAACAAGGGUUCCAGUGCCAAGGUAUCAGAGUUGUCCUUUUAACUUGAGAAUGGAGAUUCUUUUUCAGUGUGCACCCUUGUGGUCCACAAAAGAUGCCACGAAUUCGUCAACUUUGCGUGUCCGGGAGCCGAUAAAGGAGUGGAUACUGAUGUAUGAAAUAAAAAUUAAAAAAAAACUUAUCCCUCAUCAUCUUUUCAUCCACUUUUUUAAAGGAUCCCCGUCAGCAGCAUAAAUGGAAAGUCCAAACUUACUCAUCGCCCACUUUCUGCGAUCAUUGCGGAUCCCUUCUCUACGGUCUGAUUCAUCAGGGAAUGAAGUGCCAGUCAUGCGACACCAAUGUCCAUCACCGUUGCGUUAAGAACGUCCCAAAUAUGUGUGGAACGGAUAACACCGAGAAGCGAGGACGCAUUCGCAUCGAAGCUCACAUUGAGAAUGAUCAAUUGACCAUCAAAAGUGAGCGUGGGUUAGGGUUCGAAACGGAAAUUGAUGGGAAAUUAGAUUGAAAUGUAUUUUUUGCAGUUCUCGAGGCUAAGAAUCUUAUUCCCAUGGACCCGAAUGGGCUAUCGGACCCAUACGUCAAGUGCAAACUUAUUCCGGAGGACUCUGGCUGCAAAUCGAAGCAAAAGACCAAGACCUUGAGAGCCACCCUCAACCCUUUGUGGAACGAGACCUUCCACUAGUGGGUCGAACAAUGCCUCCAUCUUUAGCUACUUUUUUUUAGCAAACUAUUGUCUGGUGAUAAGGAUCGUCGCUUGUCGAUUGAAGUCUGGGACUGGGACCGUACCUCUCGCAACGAUUUCAUGGGAAGUCUGUCGUUCGGAAUCUCCGAGCUCAUGAAGGAGCCAGCGUUAGGAUGGUACAAACUGUUGAGUGCCGAGGAGGGAGAGUUCUACAAUAUCAACAUCACGCCGGAGUACGACGAGGACAUGGAGAAGGUCCGCAAGAAGAUGAACGACCACCAUGUAAGUUACGGGGAGGGCUUCAAGGCUUCAUAAGGUAUCAUUUCAGAUCUCUUCGCGUGAUAGCGGAUCGGUUAAGCCAAAGGACAACUUUUCACGUACUAACCCAACUCCACUUGUCAAUACGAACCGUGAUGUCAUCAAAGCUUCUGACUUCAACUUCCUCACUGUUCUCGGAAAGGGAUCGUUCGGAAAAGUGCUUCUCGGGGAGCAAAAGACUACUAAGGAGCUCUUUGCGAUCAAAGUGCUUAAGAAGGAUGUCAUCAUUCAAGACGAUGACGUGGAAUGCACAAUGACCGAGAAGCGUGUCCUCGCCCUUCCGGAGAAGCCGCCAUUCCUUGUUGCUCUUCAUUCAUGCUUCCAGACGAUGGUGAGCUUAGAAUUCUAUAAGAGGGAAUCGAAAACCAAGAGAAUAUUUUUUGUGUUUGUUUCCAGGACCGUCUUUACUUUGUGAUGGAGUUUGUCAAUGGUGGUGAUCUGAUGUACCAAAUACAGCAAGUCGGAAAAUUCAAAGAGCCGGUUGCCGUGUUCUAUGGAGCUGAAAUCGCCGUCGGAUUGUUCUACCUCCACUCGAAAGGAAUCAUCUAUCGUGAUCUGAAAUUGGAUAACGUAAUGCUCGAGCGAGAUGGCCAUAUUAAGGUUGGUUUAUUCGUCGUUUUUCCUUGUCCGCGCUCAUCCGUCAACAACUUUUAUUUCACUUGAGAAGAAUAAGAAGAAGACGUAAACAUCUCGCCGCCGUCCAUGAUUCAAUUCAAUUCAGAUCACCGAUUUCGGCAUGUGCAAGGAAAACAUCUUCGGCGACGCGACAACCAAAACCUUCUGCGGAACUCCGGACUACAUUGCGCCGGAGAUCAUCCUGUAUCAGCCGUACGGCAAAUCGGUGGAUUGGUGGGCUUACGGAGUGUUGCUCUUUGAGAUGCUUGCCGGUCAGCCACCGUUUGACGGGGAGGAUGAGGAUGAACUGUUCACGGGUAAGACAAGCACUCCUUAAGACAUGAAGAAGAGUUCGAGAGAAGUUUUAUUUCAGCUAUCACUGAGCACAACGUCUCUUAUCCGAAGAGUCUGUCCAAGGAAGCUGUGUCGCUAUGCAAAGCGCUUCUGAUCAAGAACCCGUCCAAACGCUUGGGAUGCACUGGAGAUGAUGAGUUGGCUCGCAGAGACAUAAAGGUACAGUAACCCGGAAAACUAUCCAGUCACCUACCGUAACCCGUUCAGGACCAUCCAUUCUUCCGACGCAUCGACUGGUACAAAAUUGAAACUCGUCAAAUCCAGCCGCCAUUCAAACCAAAACUGGUACGUCUAAAUACAUUUCAGACAUUAUUGUCCCUUGUCCUCCCGGGCUAUAACAGUUUUGCUACUGAGUUCUCGAAAAGAAUAAGUUCAAUUUUCCCUUUCCACUCUAUCCGCAAAGCUUUUUCACAAAAACAAAACGCUCCGAAUCCGUCAAUCUAUCGCUUUAAACGUAUUAGCUGGAUCAUUCAAAACUAUCCAAAUUUUCCAUUUCCUCUAUCUUUUUCUUCUACAAACACUUCACUUUGGAAUGAAACUUGCAUGUAUGUGUCUGGAAUGAAAGAGUGCACUCACCAUUUCUAACCACCCCCCUGGAAAACGGAAACUCAAAGUCCUGGCAUGUCUUUAUCGUUGUGAUUUAUUUCAGAAGACCGACAGGUCAACUGAGAACUUUGACCACAAUUUCCUGAAACUGCCGACCAAGAUGACGCCGCCUGAUUGGGAGGUGCUUGAGAAUUUGAAGGGCGACGAGUUCAAGGGCUUCUCGUUUGUCAAUCCGUUUUACAGCAAGGAUGUGGAGCCGUGA
Molecule: messenger RNA, 5182 nt
Organism: Caenorhabditis sp. 36 PRJEB53466
Lineage: Eukaryota; Metazoa; Nematoda; Chromadorea; Rhabditida; Rhabditidae
Source: the annotation of a GenBank genome assembly